AUGAAGAAGCAUAUCUUGCUAGCCAUCCCACAGACGAUCGUCCUCAUUACAUGGGCUGAAGCCGCUCUCCAAGCACCCUUCGACCUUCAGCGCGAAGAUCACUAUGUGGGAAAUUCGGGCCAUCCUGCAGAUCUUCCUCAUGUUGAUUACACUGCUUUGGAUCGCGAUGACGAUGGGACAAGUCCGCCUCCUGAGGGCAUGGUGCUGUAUCCUCUACACGUCUCGGGCCCUUCGGAAGAUCGUGUCAACCUCAUGUUCUUUUCUGACGGAUGUGAGUACUUUGGCAUAAAUUCUGACAAGCCAGAGAAGCAUGGUAAUGCCAAGUGGAAGGACUUUCUCUCUGAACCGGGGUCCCCAAGGAUUGAGGAUGCCAAGGUGCCACUCCAAGAAUACCCAUGGUAUGACCUCGACAUCUCACCAUGGAGUGUCUCCUUCAGCUCGUCAAACUCUGAUCCUGCCCUGAUCGACUACCCAACAGCCCUACUCCGAGCGUCUGUUUCCUCCAUCCCAGACCCUUUCCAUAUAGCCUUCGUCAUCAACGACCAGACACUCGAUCUCACAGAGACAUUCCCACCAGAGUGGCAAGGAUCGCUGGAUCGACGGUGGCUUGAGGUAGACCUUGUCCAUGGGCGAGAGCUUGUCAGUGGCAUCAACAGCGUCAACAUAUCAUUGACCGAGAAUGGCAAGAAAGCUCAGGCUGGGAAAGGCGGCAAGAUGAUCACGAGUCUAGAGAUUAUAGAGUAUGGUGGAGAGGGGCGGUUCAAUCACUCCGAGGGCGUCAUUGGACUGUUCCCAACUUAUGCUAUGGAUGGACGGGUACGGCUGCGUCCCACCAAUGAAGGUUGCCUCAUGAGAAACGUCAAUCACCCCAGCUUCUGCCCAGUAUGUGCACAUUAUUUAGAAAAGAGACUUCAAGAUAUCAUCCUCAAGAGACACUCGUGA
Molecule: messenger RNA, 942 nt
Organism: Cryptococcus amylolentus CBS 6039
Lineage: Eukaryota; Fungi; Basidiomycota; Tremellomycetes; Tremellales; Cryptococcaceae
Exons: 6
Coding region: 1-942 (313 amino acids)
Molecular function (GO): metallopeptidase activity
Source: RefSeq, a predicted model, not a curated record